CUUCUUUAUGGUCUAUUGUUUCCUUGUCAGCGACUGCCAAGACAUUUCUUUCUAUCUGCAUCAUCGUCACCAACGAACGGUAACCGCUCACCAUGCCUGGCAAAACAGCUACCCCGCCACGCAUAACAAAAUUUACCAACUGCCGGAUUGUUCGUGGUAAUCAACUCAUCGAACAAGAUGUCUGGAUUGACUCUCUAUCUGGAAAGAUUCUUCGCGACCAGGAGGCCUUCUAUGAAUUGCACAUGUCUCCCGACGAGGUCAUCGACCUUGGUGGCCGAAUCCUCGCCCCAGGACUUAUUGACGUGCAGUUAAACGGCGCCCAAGGCUUUGACUUUUCUGUUCCCAAAGCGUCAAGAGAGGAAUAUGAUGAAGGGUUGCGUAUGGUCAAUAAGGGUCUCGCCAAAACUGGUGUGACAUCAUAUCUCCCGACUGUUGUUAGUUCAACGCCAGAGGUUUAUUGGAAAGUCCUCCCAUCGUUAGGUCCUCCUGGUGCCAAACAUCGCGCAGAAGAUGGUGCAGAGUCGCUAGGUGCCCAUGUAGAGGGUCCAUUUAUUAGCCCCGGCCGCAAUGGCAUCCACAAAACUGAUGUUUUGCGUGCUGCAAAGAGUUUUGAUGAUGUUGUUGACUGCUAUGGUAAGGAAAACAUGAUCGGACCGUCAAAAACUGUAAAAAUGAUCACUGCUGCCCCCGAAGUGGGCAGCAUGGUCAACAAUAUUCCAAACCUGACCGCCCAAGAUAUCAUCUAUUCAAUUGGACAUUCAGAUGCAACAUAUGAGCAAGCUAUGAAUGCCACCAAACAAGGCGCGACCAUGAUUACCCACCUUUUCAACGCCAUGCGGCCCUUCUACCACCGCAACCCUGGCGUGUUCGGUCUUCUGGGUCAAAAUGAGCACCGCCGACCUUUCUAUGGUGUCAUCGCCGAUGGCAUUCAUCUCCAUCCCACCUCAAUUCGCAUUGCGUAUAACGCCCAUCCAAACGGUCUGAUUCUUGUGACUGAUGCUAUGAAGCUGUGUGGUCUCCCAGAUGGUGUCUACGAUUGGACCAACGGAGAGCGCAUUGUCAAAACCGGAGCUCGGUUGACGCUUGAGGGCUCCGAUAAGAUUGCAGGCAGCUCUGCCACCCUCAUUGAAUGUGUGAACAACUUUCGCCGAUGGUCGGGUGCGUCGACUGCGGAGGCCCUGAAUGCUGUUACUACCACACCCGCACGUCUCUUGGGACUUGAAGGUGUCAAGGGAACAUUGGACUGUGACGCAGAUGCAGAUUUGGUCGUCCUAACUGACGCACCGGAUCCUUAUUCUGGGCCAACCUUGACAAUCGAUCAAGUCUGGAAGCGCGGUGUCAAGAUUUAUGAUGCUGAGAAAGAAGCUACCAACAGUGAGGUUUAACACGUUUAGAGUCCUAUACACAUGCUAUGCUAUGCCAGUUUGUGGUCAUGCUAUCCAUUUUAAUUGCCUGUUAGAUUACCAUACUUAUCUUAUUCUUCUUCUUUAACUGCCUCCUAUUUUCGAGUGUCUCUUUGUUUUGAGGGGUAUCGAGCAGCGUGAUCUGUGCUUUUCCUGGUGUCAUUCAUUACUAUCAUUUAUACCUUGCAGCCGUUAUUCUUGUACUCUGGAGAGCAAUUUACGAUAGAACUAAGGCUAUAGAAGGCUUCAUAUAAACUAGACGAAAAAAUAUUAAAAUUGGAGAAAAACCGUUACCAGUGAUGCCCACUUUAUCCUGUGCUGUGUUUUCUGCUUCGACAUGCUCUUUCUACCAAUAAAUCGAUUAUGUGAACGGACACCAGGUCUGAAAUCUUUAUAUAUUUUCUCUAGAGUUCGAUGGCGCUAGACGCGCUAAAAAUGUGAUCGCUCAAAAUUAUAGGAACAAGUACAGGAAUACAAGAUAUGGGAUAGGGAAUACAAUAGCCCUAUCCAUUUAAACACAUCUUAACAUGCCAACAGUGCAAUAUGUGGCGAUUGUAGAAUCUCACCCCUUCCUUUUUGCCUCUUUCGUCUUCUCAAUUUGAUGUUGUGGACAUAAAUCAUGAAUCGUGCGACAUCUGAGUACUUCUAAUGACGCUUAGAUAAACCCCCAACCCCCAAC
Molecule: messenger RNA, 2082 nt
Organism: Aspergillus pseudotamarii
Lineage: Eukaryota; Fungi; Ascomycota; Eurotiomycetes; Eurotiales; Aspergillaceae
Product: N-acetylglucosamine-6-phosphate deacetylase
Exons: 2
Coding region: 93-1385 (430 amino acids)
Biological process (GO): N-acetylglucosamine catabolic process
Molecular function (GO): N-acetylglucosamine-6-phosphate deacetylase activity
Source: RefSeq, a predicted model, not a curated record